AUGAUUUCAUUUUGUCCAUUUUUUUGUUUCCCGCUAAUUUAUAUCCCCUGUUUUGUUUUCAAUAAACGCCCACCUUCAGGUCGAUUGGACAGAGUUAAAAACUAUCUAUCAAUGAGGCGUGUGCCAUAUCCGCUGACGGAAAAAGUUAUCGAUUGGUUUGACUAUUUAUGGUACACAAACAAAAUCACCGAUGAGGAGAAUGUUCUGACCAGUCUACCAGACAAAUUAAAAGCCGAGAUAGCUAUCCAAAUGCAUUUGGACACAUUGAAACGAGUAGAGAUAUUUCAGAACACGGAGGAAGGUUUCUUGUCCGAAUUGGUGCUUCGAUUGCGUAUGGUUCUCUUCGCUCCCGGCGAUUAUGUUUGCCGAAAAGGUAAGAUUACUCUGGUUUUGUAUGUUGGCACGGAUAGAAUGAAGCUCAAAAAGACAGGAAAAAUCAAUAUAGGUGAGAUUGGAAAACAAAUGUUCAUUGUCAAUCGCGGAACAUUACAUGUGUUGGGAGAUGAUGGGCAUACCGUGUUGGCAACGCUGCGCGCAGGAAGCUACUUUGGAGAGUUAUCUAUUCUCAAUUUGGGUCGAUACGGGAAUCGUCGUACGGCAUCCGUUCGCUCGUUGGGUUAUUCCGAUCUGUUCCGUUUAUCGAAAUCAGACUUGUGGGAUGUGCUGAAGGAAUAUCCAGCGGCUCGAAGAAAGCUUGAAUCCCACGCGUAUAAGAAGAUUAGUGAUUAUAAGGUGUGCGUGCCAAACAAAGUUCGGGGUUCUGCCUUCCAACAAACAAUGUCAAACGGGGACGAUGGUCUAUUUUGUUCUUUGGCGGGUAAUCGCAUUGACUCAUCUGUGAACAGCCGGAUAUUAGGUCCCGGAAAUUACUUUUCUCGUCAUGGCCGAAGUUACACUUGCGGUGCAAUACACUCAUCUGGUGAUGGAUCGGACGGAUACGGCAGUGACCCUAGCCGACUGUCAACUAGCUUUUUUUCACCACAACAGUCACCAACUCCACCGGUUAGUCAGAUUCCGGAUUCUGUGUGCAGUUUGCAAGAGAAUUGGAGUGAGUCCAGUUCACAUCCAAUUCGCCCGGAUCGUCAAGUGAAUGCCACUAGAUGUUUCCAGAAAAACUUGAACAGUUUACCAGAAACGCUUCCGUUCGAAACUCAUGGAUACUCACCAAAACAGGUAGGUGAAUUCCAUACAAGCUACCCAUCGUAUAUCAGUCGAGCGACCUCAUCCAAUACAAACUGUAACUUGCCCUUUCCCGUGAUCAGUGCUCAACCACGUGAAAGAGGAAUAAGUAUUCAUGACGCAGAUCAGCGUGGACCACAAUGCAGAAAAGAUGCUCUCAGUGGUGAUUCGGCUCUACCUCGAAUGCGAAACUUCUCUGUUCCAGCAGAUCUAGUGAACAGAGUCACAAUGGUUCCACUGCUUGAAUGCUCACCGGCCAAUGUGAUGAAUGAACAAGCUUACUGUCACAUGGGUCCAGAAGGAGAAACUUUCAUGUCGUACAUUUCACCUGGCGACGAGAACAUUUUCCUCAUAGAUGAUAGUCCACAACAACAUUUGUCUACUGUAAGAUUUAAUUUGAACGAUUAUGAGGAUCCUAAAAGUGGCAAGGAUCUAUCUGAAUACGACUGCUUGAAGCUUGCGGAGGAAAUGAAUCGUGGCAUGGAAUGGAGUCGCCCAAACACAGGAAACGUACCGUCUAUCUGCUUAGAGGGUGCUUCAAAUUCAUCGUCAUCAUGCUCACCAAGUUUGGGUCCAAAAACAUCAGUACACUCAGUACCCCCCUCCUUUUGUCCACUGCAACCAGCAGAACGCCCUACAGAUUUCGGUUGGGAGACAACACAUUUGCUUAAUGUUCCCCAACUUAGACCGUCUACAUCCGCAUCCACUCGACCUCCGUGGCCAAGAGUCUGUCAACCGUUCAGUAUAGUAUCCUCUGUCUGUCCAAACUCACACCAAAGUUCCCCUUCUUGCUUCACACCGACCACAAGAAACUGUGAACUAGUGAAAGAAUUUACCCGGCUGAGACAAAAGAUUUACAUGUUAGAGUACGAAAACGCCCUUCUUCACAGGCACACUCGCCGCACAUCACUGGAAUCUACUGCUUGUUGUGGAUUGAACAUGCCAAGCAACGCAACUGGUCCAGUCAAAAUGGCUGAUACACGAGUCACCGUUAAACGUUCCACCUCAUUGCAAGUCCCAAUGAACGAAAGGAGAAUGAAAGUCCGGGGGCCACCGAAACAGCCAGCAGUUACUCCUCGAAGUGACCUAGAUCCUUCAAACACUUCAAUCUGA
Echinostoma caproni is the source of this 2292-nucleotide messenger RNA. Lineage: Eukaryota; Metazoa; Platyhelminthes; Trematoda; Plagiorchiida; Echinostomatidae. The record is from the annotation of a GenBank genome assembly.